Messenger RNA from Bufo gargarizans (Asiatic toad), 2488 nucleotides. It is a transcript of the gene G3BP1, whose product is annotated as G3BP stress granule assembly factor 1. The transcript has 12 exons. Gene Ontology annotation, cellular component: cytosol; ribonucleoprotein complex; plasma membrane. Lineage: Eukaryota; Metazoa; Chordata; Amphibia; Anura; Bufonidae. Gene Ontology annotation, biological process: positive regulation of cell migration. Gene Ontology annotation, molecular function: mRNA binding. The record is from RefSeq and is a predicted model, not a curated record. Bases 173 to 1585 code for a protein of 470 amino acids.
UUAGCGAUUGGCUGAGCGCACUCAGCGGGUUAGGUUGUAUACUUAGUAUAUGUAGCCGGCAGCUGAGCACGCCGUUGCUUGUGCCGACGCUGUUUGAGGUAAACUAAGGCCGUUUCGGAGCGCAGAGCCCGCCCCAAGCCGGACCUUCCGCAGAUUUCAGUUGACCAAAGAAAUGGUGAUGGAGAAGCCAAGUCCCCUGCUUGUCGGGCGGGAGUUUGUGAGGCAGUAUUACACCCUGCUGAACCAGGCACCAGACUUCCUGCACAGGUUCUAUGGCAAAAGUUCCUCCUAUGUUCAUGGUGGUUUGGACAGCAAUGGAAAGCCGGUGGAUGCUGUAUAUGGGCAGACUGACAUCCAUAAGAAAGUAAUGUCCUUGAAUUUCAAGGAUUGCCGAACUAAAAUCCGGCAUGUUGAUGCCCAUGCCACUCUGAACGAUGGGGUUGUGGUACAAGUUAUGGGUGAACUUUCCAACAACAGGCAACCCAUGCGGCGCUUCAUGCAGACCUUUGUGUUGGCACCUGAGGGAUCUGUGGCAAAUAAGUUUUAUGUCCAUAAUGACAUAUUCCGUUACCAGGAUGAAGUUUUUGGUGACUCUGACACAGAACCUCCAGAAGAAUCGGAUGAGGAAGUAGAUGAGCCUGAAGAGAGGCAGCAAACUCCGGAAGUGGCUGCCACAGAUGACAGCGCAUACUAUGAUCAAACUGGCACAAACAAUGACUUGGAUGAACCACUGGAAGAGCAGAUUGUAGAGCCUGAACCAGAGCCAGAGCCUGAACCAGAGCAAGAACCCGAACCAGAAGUGACUGAAGAAAAAUGUGAGCCCGUGUCUGAGGAACCUACUCCAGAAGAGGAAGAGGUGGUUGAAAAGAGCCCAUCUCCUCUUCCUGCAGAUCCAGCACCAGCAGUACAAGAAGACUCAAGGGCCUUCUCAUGGGCUUCUGUAACUAGCAAAAACCUUCCACCCAGCGGGGCUGUCCCAGUGUCAGGAAUACCCCCACAUGUUGUCAAAGUUCAGCCAUCACAGCCCCGACCUGAAGUGAAAAUUGAUAACCAGACGUCACAGAGACCACCACAGAGAGAUCAAAGAGUCAGAGAACAGAGGAUUACAACAGCUCCUCUACGACCUGGGCCCAGACCUGUGAGAGAAGGUGAACAAGGAGAGUUAGAAACUCGACGCAUCAACAGGUAUCCGGAUAGCCAUCAGUUGUUUGUAGGCAAUCUGCCUCACGAUGUGGACAGGAACGAGCUCAAGGAGUUUUUCCAGACUUAUGGCACUGUUGUUGAGCUACGUAUAAACAGUGGUGGAAAGCUUCCCAACUUUGGCUUUGUGGUCUUCGAUGAUGCAGAACCAGUGCAAAAAAUCCUUAGCAGCCGACCAAUCAUGUUCCGUGGAGAUGUCCGCCUGAAUGUGGAAGAGAAGAAGACCCGCGCAGCUAGAGAGGGUGACCGUCGUGGUGAGAGGCCUCGUGGCCCUGGAGGGCCACGUGGAGGUCUUGGAGGGGGUCUGCGAGGACCACCACGUGGUGCAAUGUCACAGAAACCUGGCUUUGGGGCUGGAAGGGGCGUUCAAGGUCCACGCCAGUGAUUUUUGGCUUUUCUGGGGUUGUUUUUCUUUUUUCUUUUGAGUGGCUUCUAACAUCAGAUUGGGUACAGCCCUCUUUUGUCCUGCAGCCUUCUGAAACUUGGGUCUUCGAUGUCUUGGCAUAUUUUCCCAACGUGACGGACUGCUACACUUCACCUGUCCCAUCCCAAUUGUGUUGCAAUUUUACAGAUUUUUUUUAUUUUUAUUUUUCUCCCUCUUCUUGACUCUGUUCCCAGAAUCCAGCAUUUGUUCGACAGUGUAUUUUAGGGGCUAAAAGGAAUAAUGGAUAAUUAAGCAUAAUGCUGUCUUCAGAAGUCAGAUACAAUGGAACAUUACCUGAUUUUAGGCAAAUCCACCGAUUUUGAAUGCUGGUGUAGCAUCUGGGCUUCUGACUGAUGGAAAAUUUGACACUUUACUCAAUGCCCUUUGUAGAAAGGGCUCUCCCUUGGCACAGUAUUCAGGUGUUGAGAGUAGAUUAUAUCCUUUGAAGCUGUGAGUAGUGAUGAAGAUGCAAGUGGCUUAGAGAAGCUACUUCAAAUCUCCAUCCGUGCUGUUUUACUUCAUAAAAAUAAAGGGUGUUCAUUGGAAUUUCUAUACUAACUUUUUUAUACGCCGCUAUCGUGGAAAUGAAAAUGAUAUCAUGGAAACUACUGUUUUACCAUUCAAAUUAUGGCUUUUGGGAUUGGUUUUAAAUGUCUAGCUACUUGACUUUAAAACACAUUGAAUUUGUUUAUAUUUUUUUUUUUUCUUUUUUUUUUAUAGGGAUUUUUUUUCCUCAUGGUUUUUAGUUUGUAUUUGUAAAAAAAAAAAAACAAAUUUCAAAAAGAGCAAAAUUGUUGUGCCUUCUAUUUAUCUCUCAUUCCAGUCUCAGCAAGUUAUUAAAAAUAAAAUACCUAAAAAUUUGAA